Chroicocephalus ridibundus (black-headed gull) is the source of this 1362-nucleotide messenger RNA. Its product is annotated as olfactory receptor 14C36-like. NCBI's taxonomy places the organism in Eukaryota, Metazoa, Chordata, Aves, Charadriiformes, Laridae. The transcript has 2 exons. Gene Ontology annotation, cellular component: membrane. The coding region runs from base 427 to 1362 and encodes 311 amino acids. The record is from RefSeq and is a predicted model, not a curated record. Gene Ontology annotation, biological process: G protein-coupled receptor signaling pathway. Gene Ontology annotation, molecular function: odorant binding; olfactory receptor activity; G protein-coupled receptor activity.
CAGCAGCUGCAAACACAGAGGUUCUCCGGAAAAGCGUCAAGCCCUGGGAGGUUUCUGGAGGGCAGAGGUGAGCACGCAGAGGGUGGGAUGGGGUCUGUGAGCACAGAUACAGAGAAAGAGCUCUGCUCUUCUGUAGUAGGAGACGGGAUCCAGACAAUUCCCUUCCAGCGUCUCCAGUGCAGACGCCUGCCUCUAAGCAUGCCCCGUUGUCUCCUCUCCCACCCAACAGAGUCCUCUACCCUCAAGGCCAUGGGGUCUAAGGCAUGUGUCAUCUCUGCAGCCAGAUCUCCAGCAGAAGAGAGUUGCAUCUCUGCCACAACAUGCCCUUUUCCUGCUGCAUGACAAAGGGGCUGAGAGCAACUGGCCGGCAAUGUCGCCACUGGAAGGUGGUGCACACACCUAGUCACCCAUCCCUGGAAGGACCAAAUGUCCAACGUCAGCUGCACCAUCGAGUUCGUUCUCCUGGCAUUUGCAGACACACGGGAGCUGCAGCUCUUGCACUUCGGGCUCUUCCUGGCCAUCUACCUGGCUGCCCUCCUGGGCAACGGCCUCAUCAUCGGCGCUGUAGCCUGUGACCACCACCUCCACACCCCCAUGUACUUCUUCCUCCUCAACCUCUCCCUCCUUGAUCUGGGCUCCAUCUCCACCACUGUCCCCAAAUCCAUGGCCAACUCCCUCUGGGACACCAGGGUUAUUUCCUACUGUAGAUGCGCUGCCCAGGUCUUUUGGUUUCUCUUCUUUGUUUCUUCAGAAUACUAUCUUCUCACCGUCAUGGCCUAUGACCGCUACGUUGCCAUCUGCAAACCCCUGCACUACGGGACCCUCAUGGACAGCCGAGCUUGCAUCAAAAUGGCAGCAGCUGCCUGGGGUGGUGGUUUCCUCAACGCGGUGAUUCACACUGGAAACACAUUUUCACUACCCCUCUGCCAAGGCAAUGCUGUGGGCCAGUUCUUCUGUGAAAUCCCCCAGCUCCUCAAGCUCUCCUGCUCGGACUCCUAUGUCAGGAAAGCUGGGUUUACUGUGGUCAGUCUUUGUGUAGCUUGCGGGUGUUUUCUGUUCCUUGUCCUGUCCUAUGUGCAGAUCUUCAGGGCCGUGCUGAGGAUCCCCUCUGAGCAGGGGCGGCACAAAGCCUUUUCCACGUGCCUCCCUCACCUGGCCGUGGUCUCCCUGUUUGCCAUCUCUGCCAUGUUUGCCUACCUGAAGCCUCCCUCCAUCUCGUCCCCUUCCCUAGAUCUGGUGGUGGCUGUUCUGUAUGCAGUGGUGCCUCCAGCAGUGAACCCCCUCAUCUACAGCAUGAGGAACCAGGAGCUCAAGGAGGCACUAAAGAGACUCAUCCACUGUCUGCUGUUGCAGCAGGAAUAA